AUGGUAGCACAUACCGGGAAUUCUACGGUGACCACCACAACUAACACAACAUUACCGACAGCUAAUUAUUUAUCACCAACAUUUAAAAUGAAUUUACCACAAAAUUUACUUCAUCCAAUUGAUUCAUGGACAAAAAAUGAUGUACAAAAAUGGAUUGAAUAUUGUAUAGAAGAAUAUUCAUUAGGAGAUGUUAACCGAAGUGAUUUUGAAAUGAAUGGUAAAGCAUUAUUAUUAUUAAAUGAAGAUAGUUUUAAACAACGUUCAUCACGUUCUGGUGAUAUUUUACAUAAAGCUCUUCAACAACAUCGAGCUAUGCUUAAAUCAUGGCAUUGUCAACCAUUUCCAUAUCAACUAUGGAAUAAUUUUCCUUUUCCAACUGCUUCAUCAUCAACAGCACGUCGUUUUAAUAUUCCACCACCACCACCUCCACCACUACCUAUUUCGUCAUUUCAUUCCAAUGCUGCCGGUGUACUUGCACAUCCAGCUGCCGCUGCUGCUGCUGCUUGUAUGCAUCCAGCAUUUAAUUAUAUAUUUAAUCGUCCUGAUAUAAUUCCAAAACCAUCUUCGAUUAAUCAUCAAUCUAGCUAUUUUCAUUCACUUCAACAACAAUCAACACAAAGACGAGGAAUAUCACCAUCCUCAACUUCAUCUUCUCCUUCUUCAGCAUCAUCAUCACGUUGUCCAGAUGCUGAAUCAGUCAAAAUUUCACCUAAAUCCGAUAUUCUUCAUCCGGUGCAUGAAUCUAUGGGUGUAAAACGUGAAGCAAUAUCACCUAGCAUUCAACAAACAAAUCGUCAACCCACUCCAACUAGUUCACCUAUGACAACAAUAAAAACAACGAUUAAUACUCCUAUAAAACAAGAAUGUAUGGAUGAUGAAGAUGUUGAUAUUGAACAACAUGAAACAGUUUCAACACCACCAUUAGCAUCAAAUUCACCAUCAUCAUCUCCUCAAUCAUCAUCAUCAUGUUUAUCAAAAUUAAAUCAUUUAAAUAAUGAAACUAUUCCAUAUAAAAUUCGUUCACAGUUAUUAUCUCGAAUUAAACAACAACCAAAUGAUGUAACAAAUACAAAUGAAAAUAAUGAUGAUUUAAAUCGAAAUAAUCUUACACAUGAUAAUACAAGACAAAUACGUUAUUAUCAUGAUCGAAUUGAUUUUCGCGGAGAUAUUUUAAUGAAACCACCAGCUGCAAAAAAUUGCCGUAUUUUAUGGGAAUUCUUAUAUAUUUUACUUGAAGAUCCACAUUAUGAAUCGAUUAUUCAUUGGGAGAAUCGUGAAAAAAUGAUAUUUCGAAUAAUUCAAGCAGAUAAACUUGCUGCACUUUGGGGCCUUCAAAAAAAUCGUUUAUCAAUGACAUAUGAAAAAUUAUCACGUGGUAUGAGAUAUUAUUAUUCAAAUAAUAUUAUAUCAAAAGAACAAUCGAAACGAUUACUUUAUCGUUUUAUGCGUUCACCGGAUGAAAUUCGAAAAAGUAUGAAACGUAAUGGUGGUACAACAAAUAUGAUUUAUUCAAGUCUUAAUAAGAAAACAGCACUUUCAUAUCAAUCAACAACGAAUACUGAUGAUCAAGAAACUAAUGUGAAAUAUAAUGCAGAUAAUGAUGAUAAUUCAUCAUCAUCAUCACAUUUUACAAAUUCAACAACAUCAUCACAAAUGAAACAUCAACUUCUUCAAUUAUUUUCUAUUUAUUCACCAACUGCUACAUCAAUGGCAUCAGGUAUAAAUCCAGCUGCACCUUAUUUAUAUGCUACACGUAAUGCAACAAAUAAUUCAUCAGCAUCAUCUGCAUCAACAUUCAAUACAAAAUCGAUUCCAUUAUUAACAACAAUUUCAAAAAGCGAUCGGUCAAAUUCAUCAUCACCUGAAUCAUUCGAUAGUAAUCGUGAUCGUACAAGUGACAGUGAGAAACAACAUUGUAGUCCAUCACAAUCACUAUCAUCAUCAACAUCAACAUCAUCCUAUUCAACAUCGACGAAACGUAAACAAGCAGUUCCAUUAUCAUUAACAGCUCGUCUAUCUUAUCAAAAUCAUCAUGUUGAUCAACCACUUAAUUUAGCUGUUAAUAAAGAAGAAGACACAAUAUCCGAUUGUAAAAAACAAAAAGUUAUUUCUUCUCCGUCCAUUGCAUGA
Messenger RNA from Adineta steineri, 2130 nucleotides. The record is from the annotation of a GenBank genome assembly. NCBI's taxonomy places the organism in Eukaryota, Metazoa, Rotifera, Eurotatoria, Adinetida, Adinetidae.